AUGGGCCGAAGCAAGCACCAGGAGUCCGGGGAAGCGACGGAACCGGAGGAGGCCCCGGAACGGUCUUACCAGGAGCUGGUGGAGAACGUGAAUGCGAUUGCGCGGCCGCUGGCCUCCCGCAAACUCACGCGCAGGCUUUACAAGUGCAUCAAGAAAGCGGCGAAGCAUAAACAGAUCCGGCGGGGCGUGAAAGAGGUCCAGAAAUUCAUCAACAAAGGCGAGAAGGGGAUCACAGUCCUUGCAGGAGAUACAUUACCCAUUGAUGUUUAUUGUCACAUUCCCAUCAUGUGUGAAGACAGGAGCCUUCCAUACGUCUAUAUUCCUUCCAAAACGGACUUGGGAGCAGCUGCAGGUUCAAAACGCCCAACUUGUGUGAUCUUGAUCAAGCCACAUGAAGAAUACCAGGAAGCCUAUGAUGAGUGCUUGGAAGAGGUGGAGGCUCUUCCUCUCCCCUUGUGAGGAACAUUGAUGGAAGAUGCUAUUAAGACUGACCAGACUGUA
Molecule: messenger RNA, 501 nt
Organism: Euleptes europaea (tarantolino)
Lineage: Eukaryota; Metazoa; Chordata; Lepidosauria; Squamata; Sphaerodactylidae
Gene: NHP2
Product: NHP2 ribonucleoprotein
Exons: 4
Coding region: 1-459 (152 amino acids)
Biological process (GO): snRNA pseudouridine synthesis; rRNA pseudouridine synthesis
Cellular component (GO): box H/ACA snoRNP complex; nucleolus
Molecular function (GO): box H/ACA snoRNA binding
Source: RefSeq, a predicted model, not a curated record